AAUAAGUUUGUUAUAAUUAUCUAUGUUUUUUUUUAUAUAUAAUUCGAAACAUGCUUCGUAGAAAUUAAAAAGAAAUAUUGACAUUAUUUGUUUAAAGAUAAACAAAUAUUGUUUAUUUUCAUAAUGCAUCUCCUCCAGAGCUAACAGACUAGUAUAUCAACGUAUUUUGAAACCCAACAUAUAUUUGUGCUCAAAUGAUAUACAUGAGACGAAAAAUGAGUAUGAAAAAGUAUUUGCUUUGGUUUGCAAAUGAACAUGUAGAAUUUAGAUUACCAGAAAUAGAGUCUCUUUUGUCUCUCUAUAACAUUCACUACAAGUGGCUUCAUCAGGAGGAUAAUCACCCGUUCUGGGUGCUGGAGCUGCCCUCGGAGAGCGUGGCGAGGCAGGUGGCCGGCCGGUCCGUGAGCCUGCACGGCUGUGUGGAGCUCUGGGCGCACGCCAGCACCGAGGAGGAGCUGCACGGGAAGCUGAGGGCACUGCCGGCCGAGCAGUUCCGCCAGCACUUCUGCCCGGGCAAGUCCUUCAGGAUCAAGGUCGACACGUUCUGCAACAAGCUCAGCCAGGCCCAGAAAAUCAACAAGAUCGAGAAUUUCAGUUAUCUGCCCAUUGAAGGUCACGUGAACCUCAAGGAUCCAGACAUAUGCCUGAACGUAAUAGAGUACUAUGGGCAGGACUCAAACAACAUACCAGAAAAGCCACUCGACUUGUACUUCGGCCGUUGGGUUGCAAGUGGCCAGAGAGACCUGCUUGCAAGACUGUCUCUGAAGACGAGGAAGUUCAUCGGCAACACGAGCAUGGACCCUCAGCUCUCUAUUCUAAUGGCCAACCAGGCCAGGAUUGUGGACGGUGAUUUGGUCCUGGACCCGUUUGUGGGAAGUGGUUCUCUGCUUGUUGCUGCUGCACAUUUUGGUGGCUAUGUUCUUGGGACUGACAUUGACUAUCUAAUGUUACAUGGCAGAACCCGGCCAAGCAGGAUACAAUCUAAAAAGCAUCGAGAGGAAGACGAGAGUGUCCGGGCCAACAUGGAGCAGUAUGGGAUGAUUGGUCGAUACUUGGAUGUUAUCGUGGCAGACUCUUCUCUUCCGAUCUGGCACGACUCCCUCACGCUAGACGCUAUCAUUACAGAUCCUCCGUACGGAAUCCGUGAAGCGACGGAGCGCUUAGGGUCGACUAAGAACUACACCAUCAGCGAACACCACUUGGAGACGCACAUCCCGUCCAAGGUGGAGUACGGUCUGCAGCACAUGUACACGGACCUCCUGCAGUUCGCCGUGCGCCACCUGAGAGAAGGCGGUCGGCUGGUGUGCUGGGUGCCUGUUGUCAGGGAAACUUACUGUGAGGAGAAGCUACCUUCGCAUCCGUGCCUGAAGCUUGUGUACAACUGCGAACAAGUGCUCACGUCGUACACCAGCCGACGCCUCAUCACCCUAGAGAAAACACACGAACCUGACGAGGUACAGCACUGCGUCGCUUCGGAGACGUCGGCGGGCGAGUUCCGGGCCAAGUUCUUCAGGUACGGCGAGGAGGUGAGGAAGCUGAGGAAGCUGAGGAAGGCCCUGGCCGCGAGGCAGGAACGGCCCCCUGCAAGCCCCGUGCCGCCCGGCUCCGACAGCCGCGCGACAGCUGCGGACGACAGCGAGAGAUGAGAGUCCGAGGACGCGUAGAUACCUACGUGUUUAGGAUUGGAUUUGUGCCUGACAGAACUGGGACUGGUUUCCCUUUUGAGACAUUCCAUAUCUAAGAUGUGCGACCACCAAUAAUUUUAACAUUUGCAGAUUCCAGCUCGUUGAACGUAAGUUUGAGGUUAUGUUUUUAGUUCAGAAUACUGUGGCAUCAGUUUGUUUUUAUGGUUAACACACGUGUUAUUUUAUCUUAUUGAGUGAGAAAAUAUAUUGUUUCCGGAUUGUAAGGAUGUCUCUUUUACAGAUGCAGCCUUAACCAUAGGACCCUUUUAUUUCAAGGCUGCACUCAGUGAGAAACUAAGACUUCAAAGGAUAUCAUUAUUAGGGACGAGAUUCCAUGGUGAAUUGCGAUAAAACCAAAAUCAACACUGAAAAGUACUGACAUGCAAGUUAUAUUAUGUAAUUAAGUAACAUUUAACCAAAUCUUAAUUCAAAUAAUAAAAAAAAAUUGUAAUGUUUAAAAUUCAAGGAUUGUCAACUCCAGACGGAAAGUUGUACUUAAGUGCAUGCUAAUUUAAUUUGUUUUAUUGUCCAUCUCUUAUUCAAUCACUUUUAAAUGACAAAUGCUUGCUAAUUUAUUUUUAUUGUUCUUUAAUGUAUCUGUUUUAGACCAAUUUAUUACAAAUUAUUUAAUUGUAAAAAUACAGCAUAUUAAUUGUACCACUAUUUUAAAGCCAGUUGUUUUCAUUUUCAAAUUUUUUGCACUAUACUUACAGGCAGUUGUCAAUGCAAUCAUUUGAAAAGUCAUACAUAAACAUAAAAAGGUAUAGGCAACAGUGUCUAGCUAAGCAACUGUCUAUAUCACAUUUUUACCAAUACGUAGUGCCACAAAUCCCCAAAGGCCACAAAAAGGCACAUAAGAAUGAGAGUGACUUUCACUAAAGGCUGCAUUGGCGAUUCUAUAAGAAUCCUUGCAAAUUCAGGUCAACAAAAAUGGCUGACAUCCUUAAAAGAUACACUUGCAAAGAUCCUUCAGGCUAAAGGUACCUUAUGUAACUAUUUGGAAACUGCAUUAGUCCGCACUGUGCAUCUUACCCUUAGUUAUAGUUAUAUACUAACUGCUGUCAUAUUAUCUGUUGCUUUGUGUCAUGAUUUCUAAUGUCUUUUGUCUUUCCAUUAACUACUUGACGUUAUGUACUAUGUAGUAAAUGGUCCCAAGAACUUACGAAUGAUCAUUUUGAUUUGUGCAUGAUUAGUUUCAAAUAUACAUUUGCUGGAGUCAAGUUUCAGUUUACACUUGAACUUAGAUGACGUAUAUAAUGUAGACUGUCUAAAUUUGACAUUUCACUAUACAAUUUUGCUAUCUCAAUGCUUUAAAUACAUCUCAAUAAAUGCUUUUAGCAAUUAACGUCAUGUAAUCAAGAUUAAAAACUGUUUUCAGUAAUUGUAGCUCAGGAAAUGUACAAUUUUUUUUUUUAAAGAAAAAAAGUGAUGGCAAGACAGUAUUCUCACAUGUUCAUAAUGCAACAGCUUUGCUUCUGCAUCUUAUUCCUGACAAUAAGUCGCCAUGUUAUUCACGCUUCUAUCUACCUAAUAUUUUUAAUUAACAGAAGGGUUUUUCAAAUACUAAAUGUGAAUUCUACAGCCUUUAUUUUAAUACAGUAGUACCAUUCUAAUUUAAACUUCGGUAUUUCAAAAUUUUUGCUUGCACUUAGAAUUUCUUGUUAAAUCAUUUUAAAAUUGUUUAUAGCAUUAGAUUUGUUUGGAUGAUUUCUGAUUUGGAGUAAAAUGCCCAGAUGUGUAUUAAAAAAUCCUGAAUUUCUACAGAGGAAAGAGACUGUUUGCAGCUGAGGACUUGUUUCGUGACAAAGAAAUCAACUCUCCUGUCAUAAAUGUGUCCAAACACUUCA
Molecule: messenger RNA, 3532 nt
Organism: Bacillus rossius redtenbacheri
Lineage: Eukaryota; Metazoa; Arthropoda; Insecta; Phasmatodea; Bacillidae
Product: tRNA (guanine(10)-N2)-methyltransferase homolog
Exons: 10
Coding region: 195-1646 (483 amino acids)
Biological process (GO): methylation
Cellular component (GO): cytoplasm
Molecular function (GO): methyltransferase activity; nucleic acid binding
Source: RefSeq, a predicted model, not a curated record